This is a messenger RNA of Penicillium alfredii, 789 nucleotides long. RefSeq lists its product as uncharacterized. Gene Ontology annotation, molecular function: metallopeptidase activity. The transcript has 2 exons. NCBI's taxonomy places the organism in Eukaryota, Fungi, Ascomycota, Eurotiomycetes, Eurotiales, Aspergillaceae. The record is from RefSeq and is a predicted model, not a curated record. Bases 1 to 789 code for a protein of 262 amino acids.
AUGUUGGCCAGGUUUCUCAUCUUGUUUCUAUUAGUAAUAACGACCUUUGCCAGUCCUGCGCGCCCCAAGUUCAAGAAAGGUCUCGUGAAAAGAAAGAUACCCAAUAUCAGUGCAACCGAAUUCCCUGGGACCCGGAGACAGCAGGUGAUAGAUGGGUUCCGCGAUGCAUUCAAAUUGGCCGAUGCGAUCAGUGAUAUGCCCGAGUCGGUAUCUAAGACUAUCGUUAAAAACUGGUUCAACGAGAUUGAUUACGACAAAGUCAAGAGAUCAUACGACAAGAUCCUCGGUGGUGCAAAGGGAACGUCCGGCCGAGAUCUUCAGGAGGGAAAUCCAAUGCUGGCCCAGAUCCAUGUGCUCAGUGACCGCCAUCCACAAUACAAGGCGGAGUGUCAGAGACAAGCCAGCAAGCCGGGCUCUCAACUUGGCGCCUUUCUAAAAGACGGCCACACCUCGACGCCGACGAUGGUGAUUUGCGAUGCCGCAUUCUACACGGGGGGCAUUGAUAAGAGUUACGACUGUAUUGAGGCGGUGACGUGUGCAUCUAUCGGCCGCGAAGUGUCCCUGAGCAUGCUUACGCUCGGGUCCACCAUUCUCCAUGAAUUGACGCACUGGGCCAAUAUCAUGUAUGAUGUGGCGACAGAGGACCUCACCAAGUCUAUGCAAGACGCUCGCUUUGGAAAUACUGCUUUGGGCACUUCGAAGGAGAAUGCGUAUAAGAAUGCCCAGAGCUAUGAAUGGUGCGCAAACCAGCUUUUCUGGACUUGGAAGUGCGAGUUGCCUUACGCAUAA